Colletotrichum spaethianum is the source of this 348-nucleotide messenger RNA. Its product is annotated as BolA-like protein 1. NCBI's taxonomy places the organism in Eukaryota, Fungi, Ascomycota, Sordariomycetes, Glomerellales, Glomerellaceae. The record is from RefSeq and is a predicted model, not a curated record. The transcript has 3 exons. The coding region runs from base 1 to 348 and encodes 115 amino acids.
AUGUCGUCCGCCACCCCCGUUGAGGAUGCCAUCCGGACCAAGGUCACCGCCGCCUUCUCCCCUACCACUCUCGAGAUCUACAACGACUCCCACCUUCACAGCCACCACAAGGCCAUGGCCGGCAGCACUUCCAAGGAAACCCACUUUAGACUUGUCAUCACCUCCGAGGCCUUCAAGUCCAAGAUGCAGUCCGCCCGCCACCGCAUGGUCUACGCCCUCCUCCGCGAGGAGAUGGCCCGCGAGGGCGGCAUUCACGCACUUCAGCUUAAGACUCUCACCCCCGAGGAGGAGGAGCGACAAAAGGCCAAGAAGGCCGCUGAGGCCCAGUCCUCCGAAGACUCGGCUUGA